GAUAAUUUGGCCUAUCAAAUUAUACAAAAUCCUUCCUAAUUACAAACACCAAUUGAUGACAUAACAUUACAUGACAAAUCAAACAUAACAUAAGUGACACACAUAAACAUCACUUUACCCACAUGCAAUAAUAAAAGAAAACACACAAAACAAAACCUUCCCUCCUUAAAAGGACCAUACACCCUCUAACACAUCCUUACACACACACACACACACCAAAAAAAUAAACAAAGACUUGUUCCAAUUAAUGGAAAAGCAGCGCAAUUUUGAAGAAUCAUCAUCCCAAGUGGCGGUGGUGAUGGUGCCGCUAGCGGCGCAGGGCCAUCUGAACCAGCUCCUCCACCUCUCCCGCCUGAUCGCCGCCCACAACAUCUCCGUCCAUUACGUGGGCUCGGCCACCCACAUCCGGCAGGCCAAGCUCCGCCUUCACGGGUGGGACCAUCCUUCCAACAACAUCCAUUUCCAAGAAUUCCCAAUACCCCCCUUCACCACCCCUCCACCCGACCCCGCCGCAUCCCACAAAUUCCCAUCCCAGCUCGUCCCCGCCCUCACCGCCACCACCCACCUCCGCCGCCCCCUCCACGCAUUCGUGGACGGGCUGGCGGGGGCCUUCAAGAGGGUCAUAGUUAUCUACGAUCUCCUCAUGUCUUACGUCGUGCAAGAUAUAGGUUCCAUUCCGAAUGCCGAUUGCUAUAUUUUCCGUAGCAUUUCUUGCUUCUGUGUCUGCUCCUGGGAAGCGCCGCCCGAUCUCCCCACCGCCGCCGCCGGAAUUCUCACGCAAGUCCCCUCCGUCAAAGGCUACUACUCGAAAGAGUUUCAAGAUUUUCUCGAUUUGCAAUUCAGCGCGAAGAAGGUUUCUUCCGGAGAAAUCUACAAUUCAUGCAGAGAAAUCGAGGGUUUUUAUCUGGAUUUAUGGGAGGAAAGAAUCAACAAAGAUGGGGUUUUAAAUUUGUGGGCGAUGGGGCCAUUCAAUCCCGCGAAAAUCCCUAUAAAAACCGAUCACGGAUGUUUGAAGUGGCUCGACAAACAGCCGCCGAAUUCAGUAAUCCUGAUUUCAUUCGGCACGACGUCGGCGAUAUCCGACGAGCAAAUCGGAGAGAUCGCGGCCGGGUUGGAGAGGAGCGACCAGAAGUUCAUUUGGAUCGUGAGGGAUGCAGACAAGGGCGACAUCUUCGCCGGAGAUCCGGUUAGAGAUACGCAGCAGCGGCUGCCGGAGGGGUUUGAGGAGAGGGUUAGAGAAAGAGGGAUUGUAGUGAGAGAAUGGGCGCCCCAGAUGGAGAUUUUGGGGCACCCGUCGACGGGGGGGUUUAUGAGUCACUGCGGCUGGAAUUCGUGCUUGGAGAGCAUCACCAGCGGCGUGCCCGUCGCCGCGUGGCCGAUGCACUCCGACCAGCCGGCCAACGCCGUGCUGCUGGCCAGGGUGCUGCGGAUCGCCGUCGAGGUGGAGAGGUGGACCCGGCUGGGGGCCAGGGCGGUGGUGGCGGCGGGGCGGGUCGAGGAGGUCGUGACGACGCUGAUGGCGACGGCGGAGGGGGAUGCCAUGAGAAAACGGGCGGCGGAAUUGGGAGAAAGAGUGAGGAGUUCGAUGGCGGAAGGCCGCCGGCUUGAAUCGUUUAUUGCUCACAUUACUCGAAUUUGACUCAAAUUCAAGCCUUGAUUGCUCAAGUUACUACCUACUUCAAAGUUGAAACUAGACUACUAAAAUGAAUAAUAUAAAUAUGUAUGUAAAUGUAUUAUUUUAUCAUGCAUGUACUCCUAAAUUAAAUUCUUCACUUUCGCCCAAAAA
Salvia miltiorrhiza (redroot sage) is the source of this 1786-nucleotide messenger RNA. RefSeq names its product zeatin O-glucosyltransferase-like. The transcript has a single exon. The record is from RefSeq and is a predicted model, not a curated record. Lineage: Eukaryota; Viridiplantae; Streptophyta; Magnoliopsida; Lamiales; Lamiaceae. Gene Ontology annotation, molecular function: UDP-glycosyltransferase activity. The coding region runs from base 248 to 1639 and encodes 463 amino acids.